This is a messenger RNA of Lichtheimia ornata, 474 nucleotides long. RefSeq lists its product as uncharacterized. Gene Ontology annotation, molecular function: fatty acyl-CoA hydrolase activity. The transcript has 3 exons. The record is from RefSeq and is a predicted model, not a curated record. Bases 1 to 474 code for a protein of 157 amino acids. NCBI's taxonomy places the organism in Eukaryota, Fungi, Mucoromycota, Mucoromycetes, Mucorales, Lichtheimiaceae.
AUGAAGCUAUAUCCCGGUAUAGCAGAAAAGUACCCACGCAUCCAGCACGUUGUUGAGCACCGGAUGGAACAAAAAAAGACGACACCAAAAUGGGAGCAAACGGUUACAGAAAAGUUAACGAUGGUAUAUGCUGGGCCCAACCAAGUUGUAUGGGAGUUCCCGGUAGAGCAAAUACAUUGCAAUAGAGACGGCGUGAUGCAAAGUGGGUGUGUUGCUACGUUGGUCGAUGUAUGCAGCAACUUUGCAGUGUUUACGCACGAUGGAAAACAUCAAUGGAAGCACUUUGGCGUGUCGACCACUCUCAAGGUAUCCUAUUUACGCGGUCUCCAACCUAAUCAAACAGCUCGCGUUGAAUGUGAUUUGGAACGUUUGGGCAGGCUGACAGCCAAUAUUGGGAUAAGGAUAUAUGAUCAAGAGGGUGUACUAUGUUAUACGGGCAACCAUGCCAAAUUCUCGGUGGAUUCACGUUAUUAA